Messenger RNA from Hyalella azteca, 1005 nucleotides. RefSeq names its product extensin-1-like. NCBI's taxonomy places the organism in Eukaryota, Metazoa, Arthropoda, Malacostraca, Amphipoda, Hyalellidae. The transcript has 3 exons. The record is from RefSeq and is a predicted model, not a curated record. Bases 1 to 1005 code for a protein of 334 amino acids.
AUGGUAAUUGUUGUGGUGAUGAUGGUGCUUAUGAGGCUGCUGCUGGUGGGACAAGUUGUGGUCAUCCUGACGCAGUUGGGGCAGACGUAUCAGUGCUACGUUCGCUCCCUGCUCGUGCCAUUUGUGCUGCUGGCCACCAUCUGUAGCCUGGAUUUGCCAGACCUGCGCGCUGUCACCGGCACAACAAUCCACCAGCACAACAAUCCACCAGCACAACAAUCCACCGGUACAACAAUCCACCAGCACAACGAUUCACCAGCACAACAAUCCACCGGUACAACAAUCCACCGGUACAACAAUCCACCGGUACAACAAUCCACCAGCACAACAAUCCACCGGUACAACAAUCCACCGGUACAACAAUCCACCGGUAUAACAAUCCACCAGCACAACAAUCCACCGGUACAACAAUCCACCGGUACAACAAUCCACCGGCACAACAAUCCACCGGUACAACAAUCCACUGGUACAACAAUCCACCGGUACAACAAUCCACCGGCACAACAAUCCACCAGCACAACAAUCCACCGGUACAACAAUCCACCGGUACAAAAAUCCAGCAGCACAACAAUCCACCGGUACAACAAUCCACCGGUACAACAAUCCACCGGUAUAACAAUCCACCAGCACAACAAUCCACCAGCACAACAAUCCACCAGCACAACAAUCCACCGGUACAACAUUCCACCGGCACAACAAUCCACCGGCACAACAAUCCACCAGCACGACAAUCCACCAGCACAACAUUCCACCAGCACAACAAUCCACCGGCACAACAAUCUACCAGCACAUCAAUCCACCGGUACAACAAUCCACCAGCACAACAAUCCACCAGUACAACAUUCCACCGGCACAACAAUCCACCGGUACAACAAUCCACCGGCACAACAAUCCACCAGCACAACAAUCCACCAGCACAACAUUCCACCGGCACAACAAUCCACCGGCACAACAAUCCACCAGCACGAUAAUCCACCGACUAUCACACAGGCGUUGCUUUGCUAA